Molecule: messenger RNA, 825 nt
Organism: Eruca vesicaria subsp. sativa (arugula)
Lineage: Eukaryota; Viridiplantae; Streptophyta; Magnoliopsida; Brassicales; Brassicaceae
Source: the annotation of a GenBank genome assembly
AUGGAGGAGGAGACUGGGAACGAUAAGACGCCGUUUGAUGACCAAGGAGAAGAUUAUUCGGACUCCCAAGCUGAUGGUUUGGAUCCGCCUACACAAUAUAGGUCUCCGUGGGAAGAUGAUCCUAACUAUGAUAUCUGUCUCUAUGCUAGGAUUGGACUCCAGUGUUACAAUCUUCAGAAGGGAACAAACUUUAAGUUUAAAAACUGGGAGGUGUGUAGGAAGCGGAUGACUUCAUCCGACGACUCGUUCAUAACGUUGGAGGCAACGGAUCCUGCCACUGGCUCGGUCUUGACUUUUCAGACGUUGUUAAGCGAUUUUGGACUUGGAAGUUGGUUGGGUGUCAGACUUAAGUUGGUCAACCUAGCCUCCAGAAUCAAGCCUAUACGUAACGAGCGUCUGGAUGAAAAUUGGGACAAGAACACGGUACAUGAUUUCUACAAAGGUCCAAUGCCCAAAUGGGUUUCUGAUGAGGCCAUGGAACGUGAUAGUAGAAAAUAUUACGUGGUGCCUGAAUCAGAGCUCCAUGACAAUGACUGGCUUCAACUUCUUAUGGAAGUCGCCUUCUUCUCCAAUGCAAAUCGUUGUUCGGAUGAUUACCUACCCGUGGAGCUCAACAAGGUUGUUGUGGAAACUUUUGAAGAUGAGCCUCGUGAGAAGCUCAAGGCAAACAAUGCAAUCUUCUACCUAAGUUACAGGUGUUGCGCCGAUCCUUGCCCAACGCGUUUUGCUGGUGAUCGCCUUGCCAUAGUGAGAAAAACCAUGGAUGGGAAACCAGGACACAUGAGUCUUGAAGUUGCUCUAACCAAAGAACGAGAAGAAAGGUAG